Nanorana parkeri is the source of this 825-nucleotide messenger RNA. RefSeq names its product gastrin releasing peptide (gene GRP). NCBI's taxonomy places the organism in Eukaryota, Metazoa, Chordata, Amphibia, Anura, Dicroglossidae. The record is from RefSeq and is a predicted model, not a curated record. Gene Ontology annotation, biological process: neuropeptide signaling pathway. Bases 59 to 517 code for a protein of 152 amino acids. Gene Ontology annotation, molecular function: neuropeptide hormone activity. The transcript has 3 exons.
GCGCCCGGCGUCGGCUCUUCCUUUCAGCACCCCGGACAGCUCCGUCCCAUAGAGUUCCAUGAUGGAGAGAGCGCAGGUCUUCUGGAGAUACCGCACCCUACUCUCCCUUAUUCUCUGCUCCCUCAUCCUCUUCAAGGUCCAUUCAGAGGCUGCUCCUUCCCAGCAGCAUGCUGACACAGCCUCUCUCUCUAAAAUCUCCCCCAGGGGUAGCCACUGGGCUGUAGGGCACUUAAUGGGCAAAAAAAGUAUAGAAGAAUAUCCUUAUCUGUAUGACGGCGUUGAGAGGGCUUCGGCAACGGGGUACAUGGAAGGGGACAAGCCAAUGAAUGGAGCUCAGUGGAAAGAAGCUCUUAUUACCUUACUGAGAAUGAUAGAGUCAAGUGACAACAGAAAUUCCCAGCCAAUGAGAGAUUUUAACCUUUACAACAGGAAGAGCUAUGAUUCUGAGGACAACGUUAACUACAAAGAGAUGCUGGAUUACCUGUACCAAAUGAUGAAGGACAAUGCACAAAGCUGAGACCCUGGAUGGAUGGCACAGUUUGUAUCAUGGAUGAGCUUCUAUUCCACAAGCAUUUGAUUGCCCCGGAUAACUGAGAUUUUAUUUAUGUAAACAAUAUUUUCUGUAAAUUAUGUACGUUCCUUGUUACAAUCUUUCCAACCUCCAUAGUUCCCCAAGUACGGACUUACUGGCCUGUUCUGUAAAUAAUGGUCGAGGAGGGUCUUCCAACUACAUAAUUAUAUUUUAGCACCUCUCUGGCAGUUUCAUUCCUUUUAGUUUGUAGACACAAUAUAUUUUGACAUUCACAAUAAAAAUACAAAUAAAAA